Messenger RNA from Macrobrachium nipponense, 2687 nucleotides. Its product is annotated as organic cation transporter protein-like. NCBI's taxonomy places the organism in Eukaryota, Metazoa, Arthropoda, Malacostraca, Decapoda, Palaemonidae. Gene Ontology annotation, molecular function: transmembrane transporter activity. The transcript is spliced from 14 exons. Gene Ontology annotation, cellular component: membrane. Gene Ontology annotation, biological process: transmembrane transport. Bases 314 to 2044 code for a protein of 576 amino acids. The record is from RefSeq and is a predicted model, not a curated record.
AGAGAGAGAGAGAGGACAGUAGAAGGAAAAGUCCGGUGACGGGCAGUCGACAAUCCUCCUUCCACUAGUCCUAUAUCUUACCCACGAAGAAAUUCAUCAUAAUUUAUUUACCAAAUUCUGCCGUCGUCAAAGUUACGUUCAUCUUGAUCUUGGGGGAUGAUCCUGAAAAGGAGGCAAUGGACCGGGUAGGCCUAUAAAUGGAAAGUUCAAAGUAAGCAACCGUGAGAAAAGUGUCUUUGUGCUACCUGAAUUGGCCAUACUUUUUGCAAACAAUCAUCAAAAGAUACAUUAAGAGGGCGACCUGACAGCCAAAAUGACAGACCACCUGGAGGAGGUUUUCGCCAAGCUGGGAACAGGCAGGUGGAACGUCUUCCACUUCCUCGCUCUCUCCUUCUGGUUCUCUCUGCCAUCCUACCACACUCUAGGAGGGACCUUCCUGGCGCCAAAACAAGACUUCGACUGCAUCCCUUCAGUAACAGAGGAAGAAGAUGGCAUCACAUCACCUCUUCUCCUUAAUGUGACUCAUGACCAGUGCAGUUACACAGUUCAGUCACGAAAUGGAAGUAUCCUGCAGCUCCCGUGUACUCAGUGGAAUUUUGAUAACUCGACCUUCUAUUCAACUGUUACCUCUGAGUUUCAGCUGGUGUGUGGACUAGACUACCUCAGGGCAACCUACACUAGCAUCUAUAUGUUUGGGAUUUUCGUUGGAGCACCUUUGAAUGGAGUUCUAGCAGAUAGGUAUGGAAGACUCCCCUUAAUCACCAUCAGCUCCAUCCUAUACACGUUCAUCGCUAUUGGAUCCUGUUGGCUGCCCAACCUCUCAGUUCUAUUGGUUGCUAGGUUCCUCCUGGGUACUAUGCACCCCACUUCCUUGCAGACAGGGUAUAUUUUAGCUAUGGAGGUGGCAGCUCCUAAAAGGCGAUCAGAGGUCGGAGUAGUCCUGUUCUUGCCUUGGGCAUUGGGUACUGCAGCCUGGGGUGGAUUUGCCUAUUUGGUAAGACACUGGAGGUACCUGCAGCUUACAGUGUCUUUGCCAUGCUUCCUCUUUCUUCCAGCUCUCCUGUUCAUGGAUGAAUCUCCAAGAUGGCUGGUUGUGAGAGGGUCAUAUGAAAGAGCGCUAACAGUCCUCAAGAAAGCAGCGCGCUGGAACAAGGUCUCCCAAUCUUUCCCAUCUGACCAGCACCUGAUGUGCAUCUUCAGAAAUGGGCAGAAUCAGAAUCCGGGAGAGAAGAAAGCUGAUGACAACAGGAGUUUUGGCGAGAUCUUCAGGAGCUAUUUCUACAAAUCUCUCAUCUUACUGAGAACACCCAAGCUCCGCCUCAUCACAAUCGUGAUGUACAUCGACUACUUGAUUGUCGCCAUGGUUUACUUCGGCCUAUCUCUGAGUGGAAGCAACUUCAGCACCGACCCUUUCCUCUACGUCACUCUCUCCGGCCUGGUGGAAAUUCCGGGAAACACUGUCUCCAUUCCUCUCGUGACCCGAAUAGGACGUCGAGCUCUUACGACAUUCUUCUUCCUUUUGAGCGGAGGAACUUUGCUUAGCCUUCCCUUCGUACCGAAAGGCAUCGGAUGGCUCGAGAUAACUUUACUGAUGACAGGAAAGAUGAGUAUAACUAUGGUCUUCAAUAUAAUUUUCCUCUACGCCUCCGAGCUCUUCCCGACAGAAGUCCGGACGCGAGGAAUGGGUACCUCUCUCAUGCUUUCCCGAGUUGGCUCGAUGAUGUCGCCUUUCAUCACCCAAUACUUGGGAUCAGCGUAUCCUUCAGCUCCUUCUGUACUCUUCGGCGUAGCCUCCCUUUUGGCGGGAGCAGUCACCGUAGCCUUGCCCGAGACUCGAAACACCACGCUCAUAGACACAGUGGCCCAUCUAGAGCAAGACACCACUCGCAAUCAACACCGGCACUGCAAAUGCUGGCCAGAUCGAGAUGACGAGGGAUCUACAACAUCCUGUUGUGGAUGCUGGCGCAAGAGAAAUGAGCAAGGACACGAGUAUACCUCAUCUCUGGAACCUUUAGAAGACCAAACAUCCUUGAAUACAGUCUAAGAAGACGGCUUUAGAAUACCGAAUACAGUCGUGCAUUUUAUCACGUUCAAGAUGCAUAAAGAUUAGAUAAAAAAGCUUGAAACUGAUUAACCGCUCUAGCUUUGAAAGCGCUGAACCUGUCCUGGCUAUUAUAUUCUUACCCUUUGGGUUUAAACACGUCUUUUCUCAUUCACACUUCGCCUUUCUUUAUAUUUUUUCCCCAGUUUCUUAAAACAGAGCACAAUCUCUCUCGAGGCAUUCUGUUAUUUUCUUUUGGGAUCUUCCACCACAGACAUACAAACUAUAUGAAAUUUUCUAUAAGUACAGCAUAAUUGUAUUACAUAUAAAUAUGAAUACUAGUUUCAAUGAUUAAACUCAACACAAAUGAAUUCUAGUUCUAAUGAUUAAACUCAAUGCAGAGAUUUCUGAUAGAUUACCCGAAAACUAUCCAAGCAAACAACACCACGAAAACGAAACUAUAAUACCAUAUGUGAUGUGUGACAUUAUGGGUGUUUGACUCCCCGGUUCCUCGCUGCUCUCGCUCUCUACAGGUCUAAACAUCGCAAGAACUACUCGAGUAAACGCAAGGUAUUAUUACCUACGGAAUAUUCAUCCUAAUUGCUUCAUGAAGUAAAGAUGUAUAACCACAUUAAAUGUGUAUUAU